GGCACAUUCUUGUUCACACCUGGGACUUUGCGCAAAACACGUGAAUGGAGAAAUAACCACGGGGCAAAGACGAGAUGUUUUUUACUGCAAACAUCCCCUCUCGAUCGGCUGUCCACCACGUCCACGAUCCGCCGCUGUUUUCCUCCUUUUGCGUCACUGAGCAGCGCUAAUGGAUUCUGAAAAAGACGUGGAUGAAGGGGAGUUGUGUGCAGUUGUGUCUGGAUGUAGGACGCUCGUGUUUGUGCUUGACUCAGGUCUUAAUGAACGCGCGUGAAUCCGGGAUGAGUUUGACUGUGUGGUCUCUGAGCUGUCGUGAUGGACCAGUCUGUUACUACAGCCCUGCAGGCCAAUGGCACUCACCACCACCCCAGCACCCUCUCACCUCUCCUACCCAGGGUGGUCUCCAUAGUUACCAGCCUGGUCACAGCCACCACAGAGGGCACAGCAGUGACCCGGGGCAACCAGUCUGACCUGAGCGACCUGAACCAUGCCCGCCUCCCUCCCACACCCUUCACCCCCCUGAGCGCCGCCGAAACCAACUCCAUCCUCCGGGGAAUCGCCGUAGCAGCGCAGGCCCUCAUCCUUCUCUCCAUCUUCCUCCUGUCCAGUCUGGGAAACUCCGCCGUGGUCAUCGUCAUCAUCAAACACAGGCAACUCCGCACAGUAACCAACGCGUUCAUAAUGUCACUUUCUUUAUCGGAUUUCCUCACCGCUGUACUAUGCCUACCCUUUUCCUUCGUUAUGCUUUUCAGUAAAGAUGGCAUUUGGAUGUUUGGGGACCGAUUUUGCGUCGCCAAUGGGUUUUUCAACACGUGUUUUGGUAUCAUUUCUACUCUUACAAUGACUUUAAUAUCUUUUGAUAGAUACUACGCCAUCGUGAGGCAGCCUCAAGCUAAAAUCGGAAGACAAAAAGCAACUCAGCUCCUCAUAGCGGUUUGGUUAACUGCGGUAAUAUUUUCUCUACCUUGGUAUUUGCUUGUUCGAACUCCAACUGAAAUCCACAAAAGAGGUUUCUACCAUUGUAUGUAUGUUUUCCACUCUGGGACUUCGCGAAUGGGGACAGCCUACAGCAUCAGUCUUAUAGUAAUCUGCUAUCUACUACCUUUUUCUCUUAUGUGUUUUUGCCAUUAUAACAUUUGCAAGACAGUCCGACUUUCUGAAAUUCGCGUUCGACCUGUUACUACUUAUGCAUACUUGUUGCGUUUUUACAGUGAGAUGCGAACAGCUACUACAGUUUUGAUCAUGAUCGUUUUUAUAAUUUUCUGUUGGGGGCCAUAUUGUUUGAUGGGACUUGUCACCGCGAUGGGGAAUUAUACUUUCAACCCAGCAAUGGACACAGUCGCGAUUUGGCUAGCGUGGGCAAACGGAGCUAUAAACCCACUAAUUUACGCUUUGAGAAAUCCAAAUAUUUCAAUGUUACUUGGAAGAAGCAGAGAGGAGGGAUAUCGGACCAGAAAUAUAGCGGCGUAUUUAUCAAGCCACAACCAGAACAGAGAGAUCAGGUUAAAUCAAGCAGAGAGAAUAAGAGACAGAUAUGUUAGCAGAGUUGGAGUGAACAACAAUAGUCGUUUGUCCAAUUCUAGUCCAGGGAAGGGAGGAGGAGGAGGUGGAGGAGAGGUGGCGAUGUGGGCGUGUAAGAACCCUGCUGUGUUUUUCUGUAGAGACGCUCAGCCUGACACCGCCACUGUGGCCAACUCUGUGAGCGGUCCCAAGAACAAGACCGCCGACACUUCUCUGUGACAUUCAGAGAGAUGCAUACCCUGUGAAGAUACUUUAGGAAGAAUGGAGUUUGUGUUUUUGUGUUGAAGUCUCCAUUUUAAAGUUAUAUGGACAUUUGGUAACACUUCUAACAACAACACACUUAUUAAAGAAAGUACUUUUUAUAGAGUGUUUUUAUUAUGUAACAGUUAUUAAUAAUAUCUGUCAUUAUUUUAAAUACAUUAGCCGAGCCACUGUGCUCUUAUGCCAUACGACCAGAUAAACGGAAGAAUUGUAUCAGGGAGGCCAUCCUGGGCAUCUUUUCCCAAAGUUUAAAGGUGCAUUAUUUAACUUUUUUGUUGGAGGAUCCCUGGAGAUUGCUUGGCUGGAAUGUUCCACAGUAAGGAAUUAAAUGUCUUUAUCUUUCAUUAAUUAUGUGGAGUACGUUACAUGGCUAGCACUAAUUCUAUAUGGCAUGAUCUACUUGUCUCCAUAGAGACUGAUGUGUUUAAUGCCCUACUGUAGAAUAUUCUAGAUGAAGCAAUAUCAUCUCCAUAGAGACAAGCAGAAAGUGCAUCAUCCUCCAGAUAAAGUUACAGAUUCCACCUUUAAGAAGUGUAUGGAUGAAGGUGAACAGGGCUGUGAAGAAAAAUAACUAGUUAGUGCAAAGAUGAGAAGUUUUACUACAGUAGCCAUGUUUUUCAUUAAUCUAGCAAAAAAUUAAAUUCGCCAUUGGUAAAUAAAUUUAAUUAUCUUUUGAGAAUUAUUUUAUUUUGGUAGAUUUUAAAUAGUUUAUACAUGUAGAAAUACUACAAACAUGCAGAGCUCCUCUCACUCAAUGUAGGUAUAACAAAAGCACAUAUCCAUAUCUAAAAUAUGCUACGCAACAAUUGGGGUAUAAGCUGUAUGUGAUGAACAAAGAGCAGAGUGAACGAUCCAAUAAUAUAUUACAAUAAUAAUGAAAUGUAUAUUUAUUUUAAAUAGAGACCAAAAGUAUUACUACUGAAAUAGCACAGGUAUCCUUACUUAAUGAUGUGAACUGUGUCAAAAUAAUUCCCAUAAAAUUUUAAACAAUAAUUUAAAAAACUUUUUUAUAAGUGGUGAAGCAUGUGGGGAAUGGAUGAAAUAAAGAGCAGUGCCAAAAAGCAAUUAUGUGAUGUAAAUGUUGAUGUUCUGCCGAUAUGGGUCAUGUCUGUUUUUACAAAAGCCAAAAUUGUUUUUAAAAAUACAAAAAUUUGAUUAGUUUAUUUAGAUAAACCCAUUUAUGUCCAUUGUUAGUUUGUGGUCAAAUUUUUAGAUUGUAUUAUU
Molecule: messenger RNA, 3006 nt
Organism: Boleophthalmus pectinirostris (great blue-spotted mudskipper)
Lineage: Eukaryota; Metazoa; Chordata; Actinopteri; Gobiiformes; Gobiidae
Product: G-protein coupled receptor 135
Exons: 3
Coding region: 316-1740 (474 amino acids)
Biological process (GO): G protein-coupled receptor signaling pathway
Cellular component (GO): membrane
Molecular function (GO): G protein-coupled receptor activity
Source: RefSeq, a predicted model, not a curated record